GUCUGUUUGUUAGCAACGUCCUGGAGGAGGCCGUGGCCGUGGCGUUGCCGUUAGCCCUGGAUCCCUCGGGUUCUCUGCUCCUCCAGGCCCUGCUUCCUUCUGCCUCUGCGCCCAGCUUGGCUCCUCUGCUCCGGGGCCUGGUCCCCUCCCUGUGCCUGGUUGCUUGCCACCCCUGUGGGGCCCACAUCUUGGAAGAGGCCCUAUGGAGGGCCCCGCUGCUGAUCUUGGAAGGAGGCGAGGAGGCUGGAGCCCUGGAGGACCUCGUCCUGCAACUGGGAAAGAGCCUGCAAGAGGAACUGCCCACCUUUGCCUUGGAUGCUCACGCCAGCUUUGUGGUGCGGACCCUCCUGCAGGCGCUUGGAGGGGCCCGAGUCGGGUCGGAUGGGGGCCGGGGGCUCCCGGGGUCAGGGCCUCUUCGUUCCAAGGCCAAGAAAUCGAAGGUGGGGAGUGAAGGACCAGCGGCAUUUGAGGUCCCGGAGAGCUUCGUCUCCCUCCUGCGGGAAUUCAAAGGCUGCUUCCAGGAAUGCAUUGCAGAUUUCAUUACCCACAAAUGUUUCAGCCUCUGCCUCCAGGUGGCGCUGGAGGUCCUGCACAGGAAGCUGCCUGAAGAUUGCGCUGAGCUCUGCCGGGCGGUGAUUGGCUACCUGAGCGGCUGCAACCCGGCUGCUGGGCAAAGCAGCCUCCUGGUGUUUCUGAAGGAUGCGACCUGCAGCCGGGUGCUAGACAAAGUUCUGGAGGUGUCGGACGCGAAGGCGUUGCGCUCCUUCUACAAGGCUCACGUGAAGGGGCAGCUCCGUGUGUUGUCCGCCCACAAGGUGGCCAAUUUCACCUUGCAGCGGCUCAUCCAGACAGCUUCCCGCAAACUGCUGGGGCAGCUGUUUCAGGAGCUGGGCCCAGGUGUGGAGGAAAUCAUGGCCCAGGAGCAUCUCGGCAUUGUCACGGCGCUCCUGGGGGCCUGCCGGAAACACGGGGCCCACCAGCCGGAGGUGUUGCAGAUCCUCCUGGAGGCAUUUCACUGUUGGGAGCCCCCCUCUCGCCAGUUGGCCUGCGCUCCCCUGAUGGCCUCCAUGCUGGCUUAUGAGGUCUAUUUUGGUGAGGAGGAGAAGGAGAGUCCGUUGCAGGAGCGGGCAGCUGCAUUGUCGUCGCUGACCGCCGUCUCCUACCACGGCUCCCUAGUGCUGCAGCAUUUACUGCACUUUGCAGAUCCUUCCCUCGUGCUGCGCAGCUUGGCCGCCAUGCCCCCCGCGGACCUGGUCACGCUGGCUUGCGAUCCGGCUGGGAGCCACAUCUUCGAUGCCCUCCUGGCCAGCCCCUCCGUCCCCGAAAAGCCAAGGCGCAAAGUCUUGCGCCAGCUCAAGGGCCAUUACGUGUCUCUCGCCUGCUCCAAGCACGGGAGCCGUGUCCUAGAUGCCAUCUGGAGCAGAGCCACCUUGCCAGCCAAACAGGAGCUGGCUCAGGAGCUGGCGGAUCACGAGCCCCAGCUACGGCAUGACCCUUUCGGCCACCACCUCGUUCGCAACUUCGCCUUGACCCAUUUCCUGAAACGACGCCGAGACUGGGACAGCCAUCAGGAGGCGGAGAAAAAGCGGAGAGAGCUCUUUGCCGAGAUCCUGGAGGACUGAACUGGGACGGAGGGACUCGCUUUGGGCCCGGAGUUUGAGGUGGCAAAAGACAGGACCUUUUUUGCUAGCUGAUGAAAUCAAGAGGACUAGCUCCUUAAGAGGGCUUUGUGUUCCACAUCCUGCCAAAGUCUGCACAGGAGAGCCU
Messenger RNA from Python bivittatus (Burmese python), 1767 nucleotides. NCBI's taxonomy places the organism in Eukaryota, Metazoa, Chordata, Lepidosauria, Squamata, Pythonidae. The record is from RefSeq and is a predicted model, not a curated record.